This is a messenger RNA of Ilyonectria robusta, 637 nucleotides long. RefSeq lists its product as uncharacterized. The coding region runs from base 122 to 514 and encodes 130 amino acids. The transcript has a single exon. NCBI's taxonomy places the organism in Eukaryota, Fungi, Ascomycota, Sordariomycetes, Hypocreales, Nectriaceae. The record is from RefSeq and is a predicted model, not a curated record.
UACAUGAACUCAACUUUCGUCAAUAAAUCUUACAUUCCACUACUAUUUUACAUUAAGAACACGCAGGUAUUCACAUCAGACUUUAUUUUACUUCGUCUCCCUGAUAGACAGCGAUGAUAACAUGCGUAUAGCUAUGAAUCUAAGCGACGCCCAGGCCCCGGAGGCAUUAUUCCUUGACAUCUCCGUGCAACGAGUCCUCCACGGCAACGGGGUUGACGCUGUCGAGCCCUGGGCCACCUUGUAUGUCGAUGCUGUCCAUGACGGAAGGUUCGGUGAUGCGAUAUGGGUGCGCUGUCAUAUCUUCGGGGAGGUGAUAGAUGGCAUGAUCGAAAAAUUAACUGUACUUGAGAGCAUUACAGAAGAUGCAGUAGGAUAUAAGAAGUUUGCGCCGGAAGAUUAUGCUGAGGCUGUGGCUUUCUAUAAAGAUACGAUGAACAGUGCAGACACACACACUGACGUGAUCGAAAUAAUCUUGCGUAUUGACGAGGAAGAUGUUAGUGGUAUAGAACUCUAGAUCUUCGUUCAUAUAUCCUUGUAUUUAAAUGCAUGCUUAAUGAGUGAGGGAGUAGCAGAGGACACUAAGAACACACAACCCACCCAGAGGCAGAGCUGUGAUGACCGCAAUAGUGUUGUGACG